Molecule: messenger RNA, 2616 nt
Organism: Ziziphus jujuba (common jujube)
Lineage: Eukaryota; Viridiplantae; Streptophyta; Magnoliopsida; Rosales; Rhamnaceae
Product: heat shock protein 83
Exons: 4
Coding region: 237-2348 (703 amino acids)
Biological process (GO): protein stabilization; cellular response to heat; protein folding
Cellular component (GO): perinuclear region of cytoplasm; plasma membrane; protein-containing complex
Molecular function (GO): ATP hydrolysis activity; ATP-dependent protein folding chaperone; ATP binding
Source: RefSeq, a predicted model, not a curated record
AACGGCUGGCAAAAGAAGCCACGAGAAGCUCCUGGAAUAAGCCUCUGUUAACCCUCUUCACUUCCACUAUAAAAAUUCUACGUCCUUCCUAUUAUUCUCAGUCCAAUCAUAAUUCGAUAUCUGCGAUUUCCAAAACAAGCAAAUCUAGAGCUCUUUCUCUCUCACUUUCGCUCUCGGAGUCUUUUUGUGUACGUUUUUGGUGGUUUGUGAUUUUUCUGAAGGUGGUCGGGGAAUCAAUGGCGGACGUUAACAUGGGAGACGUGGAGACAUUCGCAUUCCAGGCAGAGAUCAAUCAGCUUCUCAGCCUCAUCAUCAAUACUUUCUACAGCAACAAGGAGAUCUUCCUUCGUGAGCUUAUCAGCAACUCCUCUGAUGCAUUGGAUAAGAUCAGGUUCGAGAGCUUGACAGAUAAGAGCAAGCUUGAGGCUCAGCCAGAGCUUUUCAUCAGGCUUGUUCCUGACAAGGCCAACAAGACCCUGUCUAUCAUUGACAGUGGAAUCGGCAUGACCAAAGCAGAUUUGGUGAACAAUUUGGGGACUAUUGCGAGGUCUGGAACCAAGGAGUUUAUGGAGGCAUUGCAGGCUGGGGCUGAUGUGAGCAUGAUUGGCCAGUUUGGUGUUGGGUUUUACUCUGCUUACUUGGUUGCUGAGAAGGUCAUUGUGACUACCAAGCACAAUGACGAUGAGCAAUACAUCUGGGAGUCUCAAGCUGGUGGAUCUUUCACCGUCACAAGGGAUGUCAAUGGAGAGCCAUUGGGCCGUGGAACGAAGAUCACCCUCUUCCUGAAGGAUGACCAGUUGGAGUACUUGGAGGAGAGGAGAUUGAAGGAUCUUGUAAAGAAGCACUCAGAGUUUAUCAGCUACCCCAUUUACCUCUGGACUGAGAAGACCACUGAGAAAGAAAUCAGUGACGAUGAAGAUGAGGAAACCAAGAAAGAGGAGGAGGGUGAUGUUGAGGAAGUUGAUGAGGAGAAGAAGGACAAGUCUAAGAAGAAGAAGGUUAAGGAGGUGACCCAUGAGUGGCAACUCAUCAACAAACAGAAACCAAUUUGGCUGAGAAAGCCUGAAGAGAUCACAAAGGAGGAGUAUGCAUCCUUCUACAAGAGCCUAACCAAUGACUGGGAGGAUCAUCUUGCUGUUAAGCACUUCUCUGUUGAAGGGCAGCUGGAAUUCAAAGCCAUUCUGUUUGUUCCCAAGAGAGCCCCAUUCGAUUUGUUUGAUACCAGGAAGAAGAUGAACAACAUUAAGCUCUAUGUGCGCAGAGUGUUUAUCAUGGACAAUUGUGAAGAGCUCAUUCCUGAGUAUCUUGGAUUCGUUAAGGGUGUUGUGGAUUCUGAUGACCUCCCACUCAACAUCUCUCGUGAAACGCUGCAGCAGAACAAGAUUCUCAAGGUGAUCAGGAAGAAUCUGGUCAAGAAGUGCAUUGAGAUGUUCAAUGAGAUUGCUGAGAACAAAGACGAUUAUGCCAAGUUCUACGAAGCUUUCGCAAAGAAUAUUAAGUUGGGUAUUCAUGAAGACAGCCAGAACAGGGCUAAAUUGGCAGACCUUCUCAGGUACCACUCGACCAAGAGCGGCGAUGAGAUGACCAGCUUGAAAGACUAUGUUACAAGGAUGAAGGAGGGCCAGAAGGACAUCUACUACAUAACCGGAGAGAGCAAGAAGGCUGUCGAGAAUUCACCAUUCUUGGAAAGGCUUAAGAAGAAAGGCUACGAAGUGCUCUUCCUGGUUGAUGCCAUUGAUGAAUACGCAGUUGGGCAAUUGAAGGAAUACGAUGGGAAGAAGCUAGUGUCUGCAACCAAGGAAGGGCUUAAGCUUGAUGAUGAAACAGAGGAAGAGAAGAAGAAAAAGGAGGAAAAGAAGAAGUCAUUUGAGAACUUAUGCAAGACGAUAAAAGACAUUCUUGGAGAUAGGGUGGAGAAGGUGGUGAUAUCGGAAAGAAUUGUGGAUUCGCCAUGUUGCUUGGUCACGGGGGAGUACGGAUGGACCGCCAACAUGGAAAGGAUUAUGAAAGCUCAGGCGUUGAGAGACAACAGCAUGAGCUCUUAUAUGUCCAGCAAGAAGACGAUGGAGAUUAACCCUGACAACGGAAUCAUGGAGGAGCUCAGGAAGAGAGCUGAAGUCGACAAAAACGAUAAGUCAGUGAAGGACCUGGUGCUUCUGCUCUUCGAGACUGCCUUGCUGACUUCUGGUUUCAGCCUCGAUGAUCCUAACACAUUUGCCUCGAGGAUUCACAGGAUGCUGAAAUUGGGCCUGAGCAUUGAUGAGGAUGAGACUGGAGGUGAUGAUGCUGAUAUGCCACCACUGGAGGAGGAUGGAAACGAAGAGAGCAAGAUGGAGGAAGUGGAUUAAAAUGGGAAUGGCUAUACAAAAGCAAAAACUGUGCCAACAGGUUGCUAUGAGUCUGCUGUGAAUGGUUCUGUUUUUGAGUCAUUGUUAGUGGGUCCGUGUUGCCUGUUUCUUUCGUGGUGUCAGUAUGUUUUUGUUUUAGCUGUUGGUCCGUGUAAUUUUGAUGGUUGUCUAGUUUUUCCUUCGAUGUUUUACAACACAAGAGUUGAAAAACAGUGUAUAUCUUUUAUGGUUCUAUGAAGAAAAUUAUUAUAUCCUUUUUAUUUUCCAA